Messenger RNA from Labrus mixtus (cuckoo wrasse), 5018 nucleotides. RefSeq names its product adhesion G-protein coupled receptor G4 (gene adgrg4b). Gene Ontology annotation, molecular function: G protein-coupled receptor activity. The record is from RefSeq and is a predicted model, not a curated record. Bases 184 to 4122 code for a protein of 1312 amino acids. Gene Ontology annotation, cellular component: membrane. The transcript has 31 exons. Gene Ontology annotation, biological process: cell surface receptor signaling pathway; adenylate cyclase-activating G protein-coupled receptor signaling pathway. NCBI's taxonomy places the organism in Eukaryota, Metazoa, Chordata, Actinopteri, Labriformes, Labridae.
ACAGCGUGAAAACAUUGGUCUCAUGUCUGUGGAGCAGCUCAGUGGUUCAUCUCAUGAUCCGUCUGAGAGCUCGAUGGUAGGAAGCAACGAGGCACUUUGAAGUUCUCUGCAUCGCCGUGAUCCUGACUCUGGAACAUUUACAUCAUAUUUCUCCUUUCUUAGUUAUAUCUAUGAAGAUCAGUGAUGAUGUUUUCUCAGAAAUCCCUGAAUGUUUUCAUCACUCUGUCUCUGCUGUGCAGCCCUGCCUCCGCUACAGAGCAAGGAGCUUUGCUCAGUCUCUGGGGGAACGUUGCUAAAUUCACCUCUGGGUGCAGCCACUGGAGUUUAAAACCUCAGGUCUCUAUCCCGGCCCUGCAGGAGUUCACCGUCUGCCUCAGCCUCAAGUUUGAGGCGUUGAGUCACUCGACAUGGACGGCCUUCAUGUACCUUCAUCCUGAGGUCCAGUACGCGGAGCUGGGCUUUGGGGGUAAACAGGGCAGGUUAGUGGUCUGGUUGUGUGGAGCAGAGUGGAUCACGGAUGAGAUGGCACUCCAGGUGUCACGGUGGCACUCGCUGUGUCUGACCUGGGCACACACUAAAGACAGACCUGCACUGUACAUCGAGGGCAAAGCGAUAGAAAUGUCACCAGCUCACAGUUCGGACACUGGUCCCUCUGUUAACCCCUCAUGCAGCAAACUGGCCCCCAAUGGAACUCUUACUCUGGGUGCAUCACACUACCUGGCAGACGGGAAUAUCAAUAUUGUGCCAAUCACUCGUCUGUUGGGAAGCUUGUCUCAGUUUCGUCUUUGGGGUCGAGAACAGGAAGUGACAUCACCGAUAUGCACAGAGGGGGACUUAGUGAAGUGGGAACGAGACAACUGGGACACUUGGGCCUGUGCUCCGUUCUCUGAUCGCAGCCUGCAGUGUGAAUGGUCCUUUUACAAAGUGAGACUGAUGUUUGCUAUUUUCCGCUCUGAUGAGAACAAAACGGAGCUCUACAAAGCCAGAGACAUCGCACACAAAUGGCUCAGAAAGGUUCUCCCCACCACCAUCUAUUUACCCAGAGUGUCCGUGUUUGAAGUAACCAGAUCCAGUACAGAAGACGGCCGUGUUCAAACCUCACGUGAAGAUCAGGUGGUGCGAUGGGCUCCAACUAAUGACAGGUUUCACUGUCUGGUUCAUAUAAACGUUAUCCCUUCGUUGGAUGUGGCAGCUGUGCAAAGUGAGAUGUCCACAAACCUGAAGAUCCCUUACGUCGACCACAGUGGUCGCCUGACACUGCAGGCUGAUCCAGACAGCAUACACACCACACCUGUCGAAAGUUUAACUGCCACUACUGUCAGUCCUUCUGGUGUUGUGACAUCGCCCUCUACAGUCACACCAGCAUUAUUCAAAACCACCACUAGCUCCACCAGGAGUCCCUUUACCAGUACAGCCACAACCAGCGGCUUCACAGCGGGCCCAUCAAGUGUUUCAGAGCUGUACUUUGAGGUUAGGAUGAAUGUUUCCAUAACAGGAGACUAUGAUCCAGAAGAGAUUCUGUCCACAUGGCUCAACACAAGACUACCUGAUGACACGAUGAUGGUGCUUGCCCUCCAGAUGCUCCCCAAAGACCCCAGGUACAGAGUGAAUGGAGAUGCCACACCGUCAGCUCAACAUCUACCUUCAGAAUGUAUCACACGGUUUCAUCGUCAUAGACCAUCGCACCAAACUCAUGCUCUAAUUCCCAGACAUCGUCUCAAACGGGAGUCAAACAUCUCCACCUCUGAUGAAGUAUUUGCAUACAAAGUUUCAAGAGAGAGCUGUGUUUUCCAGGUGCAGGUAUUGACGUCGCUGUCAGACACGCAGGAAAUGGAAGAGAUAAUAAGAUCCCUGCUGCUGCCGCCUUAUGACAACGGCUCCAUCUCCAUAGCCACCGAGGACAUACAGAUAAGCCGCAUAUUGAUCUUUAACUGUGAGGCACACUCCCACCAGACCAGGAAAGGCCUGUUUCAAUGGCCUCCCACUUCAGGAGGCAAAAAUGCAGCUCAGCCGUGCCCGAAAAACCCUGGACGCUACGCCUCCCGACACUGUAAACUGUGUCUCAGCACCCAGUGGAUGGACCCAGACCUGGAGGACUGUUCUUUAGUGGUGGAAACCAUCCCAGACCUGGACCAAGUCAAAGUCACUGGCGACAAUGCCCUGGAUGUCAUUGAGAUGAUUGUGAGCUUACUAAAGAACCACUCCACACUUAACUACAAAGAGCUGGCCACAGUCCUAGACAAGCUGGAGGACAUUGUCGACCUCAGCGUGGUCACCCCAUGCCUGGGCCAAGCUCUCAUCAACAUCAUCUCAGACAUCCUGGAGUCGGACAGCAACCUGUUGCCUUUUACUAACACCAUUUUAAAUAUCACAGAAGCAGUAGGAGACAGUAUUGUGGGCUACGAUGGCUCCUCCACCCUGGUUGCUCCAGGCAUAGCGGUCUCAGUGGUGGAUGUGGUCCCUGGACUGUUUGGCAGUUUGUCAUUUGGGGUGUCAUCGUACCGCGCAGGCGCAAAGCCGGAGAUUUUCAUCAACAGGUAUCCUUUUAAUGGCACAGUGGCCUUUAUCUCCCUGCCGUCUGUCCUUCAGUACAGUUUCCCACAGAACAGCUUCAGCCAGAGCCCCCCAAGAGUUACGUUUCAGUUCUUUGGCAUCCCAAUGCUCUUCAAGACCAGCCAAAAGGAUGCGACCCUUAACACAUUUGUGGUGUCAGCCAGUGUGACCAAUGCCAGCUCUCCAAUCAAAGACUUAGCUGACGAUGUGGAAGUCACACUCCAACAUCUAAUACCCAAUACACUUAACAGGGACCUCCAGUGUGUGUACUGGAACUUCAAUAAAAACAAUGGACAUGGAGGCUGGGAUGACUAUGGCUGCAGAAAACACAACAGCAGCUCAGACUACACAACAUGCCUGUGUGAUCAUCUCACACACUUUGGAGUUCUUCUGGACACCUCCAGGAUCCCGUUGGACCCAGCUAAUGAGCAGAUCUUGACCAUUAUGACUUAUGUCGGCUGUGGAGUCUCAUCAUUGUUCUUGGGAAUCACCGUUCUCACCUACACAGCUUUUGAGAAGCUCCGUCGAGACUACCCGUCUCAGAUCCUUAUUAACCUCUCCCUGGCUCUGCUGGGCUUGAAUCUGAUGUUUCUGGUGAACUCCUGGCUCUCCUCCUGGGGUCUGUAUGGCCUCUGUGUGGCUGCAGCAUCCACGAUGCACUACUUCCUGCUGGCGUCUUUCACCUGGAUGGGAUUAGAGGCCGUCAACAUGUAUUUUGCCUUGGUCAAAGUCUUUAACGUCUACAUACCGUCUUAUAUCCUCAAGUUCUGCGUUCUUGGAUGGGGGAUUCCUCUGGCGAUCUGUGUCCUGGUGCUCGUUGUGAACAGAGAAGCAUACAGCAGUCACCUCUACACUGACGCUCAGUCUAGCCUGCAGCCAUUGGACAACUCUGACAGUUUCUGUUGGCUUCAGGACGAUGUGACAUUCUACGUGUCGGUGGUUGCCUACGCUGUGCUGAUCUUUCUCUUCAACAUUGCGGUUUUUGUGGUUGUUCUGAUCCAGAUCCGUCACAUGCGAGCCAACAGCCCCGCCGGGACCCGCAGAGGACUGCUGCAUGACCUGAAGGGAGUUUCCAGUCUCACCUUGUUACUUGGUCUUACAUGGACAGUCGGCUUCUUUACCUGGGGACCAGCCAGAAUAGUUCUGCUGUACCUUUUCUCUGGCCUCAAUUCCUUGCAAGGACUCUUCAUCUUCCUCUUCCACUGUCUGAUGAAGGAAAAUGUCAGGAGGCAGUGGAGGAUUCAUCUCUGCUUUGGACGUUUCCGACUUGAAGAGCACUCAGAGUGGAGCAACUCGGCAUCAGUAGGAGUCAUGGCCAAACCCAGAUCAGAUCCUCCUCGAGCCUCUGUACCAUCGGUGCGCUCGGUCAAGUCCAGCUCAACGGACAGCACGUCAGCUUCCUCCGGCUCCAGCCAGAGAGAACUGUCCUGCAAGAGACCCAACCUGGGCCUUUUUGUGAAUUCCCUGGCUCUCCCUCGAGCGCAGAUAAGCCCCUCAGGAGCACGAGCUGUGCCUCACCAGCGGGGGACAAACCCGACACCUGGCUGGAGAAAUCACCUCCUCAGCUAAGAAGAACAAAGACGGAGCACAUAGCACACAUGCAGUCUGCAUUCAUUUGCAUACACAGAUCACUGAAAACGUCAGGAAAUGCUUUUAAACGCAAACAGCAGCUUCAGCACAUGUUGUACUUCUUAACAAGCCACAGAAAUAUUUAAUCAUUGCAGUGUAUGCCAGCUUUAUUCAAUUAUCUUAUCGCACAAUUCUAUUGUUUUUUUUUUGUUUUUUGCUAAAUAUUGAAAAAGAGCCUGCAAUUAUAAAGACAUGAGUAGUUGCAUCAAUUCCAAGGAGGAGUUGGUUGCCAAGCAACUGGUGAGUGGAGCCAUGGUGACAAUGAACCAUGGUCCCGCACAGUUUGCAUGAAAAAAAAAUCUAAUAAAAAUUUUAAAUUUUAGUCUUCCUCUGCUGCUCAUUCACUUUGAUUGUUAGAAGAAAAAGGUUCACUAAAGCUUAGAAUGAUUUAUUUUACAAUGCUUCAUCACUCUGUGGAAUUAUUAGCACGCCAUCUUUGAGCUUGCCAAGUUGUUCCAGUAAAUUUGCACCUGUGUCGUGAUCAACGUGUGAUGGACCAAAAUAGUCACAAUGCCUUUUGAAUUCACCACUUAAUGUAGGUGAAAUAUAGGUAGGGGUUUUUGCUGGUGUUUUUAAAAAUGUCUGUAUCAUCUGAAACAUCUGAACAGUGUAACACCAACCAUCACAAAAACCUGGCAAUUCAGAUCACUUUUUCAUUUUUAAAUUCAGACUAGCAGAAGUGCUUUUAGUUAGUAGGGUCAAAAUUGUUUUGUUUUUUUAUUGCACAAGUUUAAUUAUAAUGAAAAAAAUAAAUGAAUCCUUAUAACAAAUUGUGUGUGAUGUAAUAUGAAACAAAAAAAGAAAAUAAAUCGAGAAAUUUGAGACAAAAAUAAUAA